Molecule: messenger RNA, 546 nt
Organism: Kwoniella shivajii
Lineage: Eukaryota; Fungi; Basidiomycota; Tremellomycetes; Tremellales; Cryptococcaceae
Exons: 2
Coding region: 1-546 (181 amino acids)
Source: RefSeq, a predicted model, not a curated record
AUGACUACAGAGCACCAAAUGACUCAAAUUAUCACUUGCAUCCUCAAUUCGAGAGCUAAAUUCAUAAAGGUCGUUGAAUACUUAUUAGAAGAGACAAGGUGUUCUGAGAUCAGAUUCAAGCAAGUACACACUCCCACACUGGCCUUGUUGACUUUGAAGGAUUCAUCAUCAGGUAAACGGAAAAGAUCAAUCAGUCAUUUCCAAGGUAUACCACUAUCGAUCUUAUCUAUUCCUACUUCACCUUGUCAUGAUAUGAACACCCAAUCCACAAGGAAGAUUAUCGCUAGAAGGAAAAUCAUAGGAUUAGAUACAUGUUUCAAGAGAUUGACUUUCGGAAAUCCCCCAAUAGUCAAACAACAGGUCGACCAAAUGGAUAAUGAUCAAGAAUCAGGUUCAAACUCAGGUUCAGCGAGAAGCUCGGCUACUUUCACUUCUUCGAUCACUGCCUCUGAAGACGAAGAGGAUCAAGAUGAGCAUCACGAGGUAGAGGAAGAUUGGGACGAAUCAGAUGAUGAAGAUGAUAUAAUAUUCAAUUUCAAUCAAUGA